GAUGAUUUUUCAUUUUCAGAUUUAAUAACUCCCGAGGGUAAAGCCUCUAGAGAAUGAGGAAAAAUGAGAUUUUGUAGAGGGAGGGGUGAAAAUAUGAGAUAAAUGAAUGAGAUAUAGAAAACGAAGAAGUUAUAUCUAAAUUAGGAGUUUUCAAGAGUUAGAAGAAAAAUGUAUUGGAUUAAGAAGAAAAAAAGAGAACUACUAAUGAGAUACAGAUAAUAAUGAAAGGAUGAUAUCUAAUAGAAGAUUGGAUUAAUUUUUCAAGUGAAUUAUUGAGAUACGAGCAUGCUGGCACUAGAGCACAUGAAUAUAGGAUAUAUUCUGGCAGAAAUAUUCCUUUAUUUAUCUCCAGGGGAUCUUCAUGUUAGUCGCCAGGUUUGCCGGGCUUGGAAUUCCUGUAUAGUUGAAGACAUUUGGAACAGGAAAAAGAACAGGAGAAUAUUCGAGAACAGUUUACAGAGAAGAUGGUUGAAAGGAGAAUGCUCAAGGAAUAUUUACCCUGUAUCUAGAAGAGAACAUGACUGUGGAGUAAGACUUACUAAUCAGUAUUUUCUUUUACAUUCUCAGUUGUUCAAACUCAAAUUCGAUCCGAUCUUUGCAUUGUACUCUGUGAAAGAUGGAGGAUUAAUAAACGAAACAAGACUCGAAUUGAAGGAUGGACACAGAUUGCAUGGGGUUGAGGUGACGAAUUAUUUUAUAACAGCAAGUUUCUCUGACGCGGCCUCACAUGGAGAUAACCAUGAAACUAUUCAGGUUCUAGGAAUUCCAAGUUUACAAAUCAUUUCAAACAUUCCUGCUGCAGAGUCGCCACAGAUGUUUACAGUUGCAGAUUCUUACAUUCUGACUUUAAGUCCGUUUAAAACCAGAUUAGAGCUUUCCGAGCUCACCCUUUUCAAUCCAAUUCUUAAAUCUCAAUCAAAGUUUAAAAUUCGCCUGUCAUUUUACGACGUGCUAAACCUAAGUUUUGACGGCCGAUACGCUCUGGUUCGAACAAUUGACGAGAUUGAUCAGACAAAUGUGUAUGAUGUAAUUCGUUCACGAACAGUUACAAAAGGUUUGAAAACGGGAAUGUUUCAACUGAACGAGGUGUUUGUGUAUCCUUUACUCUGUACUAUUCAGGAUCAUUGCUACUUAAAAAUAUAUAAUCUAGAGGAGAGAUCAAGUUUAUCCCGAUUUAUCCAUGAACCUGCAGACCUGUGUUCUAGCGCUAGUCAACCUAGAACUGAGAUUGGGCUUGGGAAUAAGUUGCUAAUCUCUAGGGAUUCUGUCUACCUAACCCGAUAUCUUAAACACUCUUCAGAUCAUUCACAGUGCUCAGCGUUCCUUGAUAUUUUCAACCUAGACCAGAUAAAGGUACAUUUUAGAGUUGGAAAUCUUGUUCCAAGUGUUCUGUCUCUUCAACUCUCCGGACCCUUGUUUGAUGAAAUAUCGAUUUCUCAAACAGGGAUAGUACUUCUCAACAACAAACUUGAGACUGUCGAAAUUUUUCGAUUUUGGACCUGAAGAAAUGCGGGAGAAGAAGGCGACAAAUCCAAAAUUAUGAAUAUUUUCCAAAAUGCGGGAGAAAGUUAUCAAAAAUACGAAGAAUCAAAGAAGCAGCAAAUAUCCGUUUGUACAUGGGCAUGGCGUAUUAUAUGUUUAUAUAUGAGAAAUGAUAAUGAAAUAUAAUUUAUUUUAUUUUUUAAUUUUUCAGAAAAAA
This is a messenger RNA of Eurytemora carolleeae, 1699 nucleotides long. RefSeq lists its product as uncharacterized. Bases 286 to 1503 code for a protein of 405 amino acids. The record is from RefSeq and is a predicted model, not a curated record. The transcript has 14 exons. Gene Ontology annotation, molecular function: protein binding. Lineage: Eukaryota; Metazoa; Arthropoda; Copepoda; Calanoida; Temoridae.